Messenger RNA from Entrophospora candida, 209 nucleotides. The record is from the annotation of a GenBank genome assembly. Lineage: Eukaryota; Fungi; Glomeromycota; Glomeromycetes; Entrophosporales; Entrophosporaceae.
AUGAGUGGGGAAAAUAUAAAAGUAGUUGUCAGAUGUCGUCCUUUAAAUUCAAGAGAAAUUGCUCGAGGGGCAAAAUGCCUCAUCAGAAUGGAGGGGAAUCAAACUAUUAUUACCAAACCUCAUGAUACUGAUGAUGUUAAAGCAUUUACUUUUUAUAAGUCUUACUGGUCUUUUGACAAAAGGGAUCCAACUUAUGCUACUCAAUCAAU